Messenger RNA from Telopea speciosissima, 387 nucleotides. Its product is annotated as RNA-binding protein 12-like. The record is from RefSeq and is a predicted model, not a curated record. NCBI's taxonomy places the organism in Eukaryota, Viridiplantae, Streptophyta, Magnoliopsida, Proteales, Proteaceae. The coding region runs from base 1 to 387 and encodes 128 amino acids. The transcript has a single exon.
AUGGCUUCCAAGACUUUCUUCAUUUUUGUGGUUACAGUAAUGCUUCUUUCUCUUCAAAGCAUUGAUACCUGCUUCGCUGCUCGCAAUCUACUUCAAACCGUGCCUCCUGCACCGGCUCUACCUACCAUCCCUUCAAUGCCAAAACCAACAUUGCCACCACCAUUGCCAACUACCCAAGUGCCACCUUUGCCUAAGGCAACAUUGCCGCCGCUACCUACUGGAAUGCCAACCAUCCCUACCAUGCCUACAAUCCCUUCAAUUCCUAAGGUCACAAUGCCACCAAUGCCCACCAUCCCUUCCAUUCCAAAUAUCCCAUCUAUUUCAACCAUAAUCCCAUUUCUCCCUUUCUUGUCCCCACCUCCUUCUACUUCAACUACUAGUCCUUGA